AUGCCAGAUCCGGCCAAACCGAGUGCCACCUUCGUGAAACCGGAGGAAGGCCCGGAUGUUUAUUUCAACACUAUAAAAAUCAAUCGUAUUUGCCAACAUUUGUCACCGACGUGUCUGUGCUCUACUCACGAUGAUCGGUUUCUGUACGUGGUGAAUAAUAAUGGGAUCAUUGUCCAGUGGGACCUGGCCAUGCAAGAACGGUUGGCCGUGACAAAGGCGCAGAAGACGAACAAUAUCCAUCAGUUAUAUUCGUGUCCGAAAGAUAGGACGGUGAAGGACUGGUCCCUGAAUGAGAUGUUUUUCAUGGAGACCUUACACGGUCGACAAACACCGGCUACCAGCAUUGAUAAAAAGCCCCAGAGUAUUGUUAAGUUUGUCCAUGGAAUGACGGACAAUGGGGAGGUGAGUGCUAUCACAUCGCUUCUGAAUACGGAUGUGAUUGCAUCCAGAUCAUGUGAUGGCGAUAAUACAAAUAAAAGCACAUGA
Ochlerotatus camptorhynchus is the source of this 486-nucleotide messenger RNA. RefSeq lists its product as uncharacterized. The record is from RefSeq and is a predicted model, not a curated record. Gene Ontology annotation, molecular function: protein binding; U3 snoRNA binding. The transcript has 4 exons. Lineage: Eukaryota; Metazoa; Arthropoda; Insecta; Diptera; Culicidae. Gene Ontology annotation, cellular component: small-subunit processome. The coding region runs from base 1 to 486 and encodes 161 amino acids.